This is a messenger RNA of Jatropha curcas, 915 nucleotides long. RefSeq names its product 1-cysteine peroxiredoxin 1 (gene PER1). Gene Ontology annotation, biological process: cell redox homeostasis; cellular oxidant detoxification. Lineage: Eukaryota; Viridiplantae; Streptophyta; Magnoliopsida; Malpighiales; Euphorbiaceae. Gene Ontology annotation, molecular function: peroxiredoxin activity. Gene Ontology annotation, cellular component: cytosol; mitochondrion. The record is from RefSeq and is a predicted model, not a curated record.
UCCCCCUCCUCCUCCCAUACUUCUACUCAAGAAACAGAAAAGCAAAAUCUCUCUCGAAUUGAAAAUGCCAGGACUCACCCUUGGAGACACUGUUCCAAACCUUGAAGUUGAAACAACUCAUGGAAUCAUCAAGCUCCAUGACUUUAUAGAUACCUGGACCAUUCUUUUCUCGCACCCAGCCGAUUUCACGCCAGUGUGUACCACUGAACUUAGCAAGAUGGCUGCUAUUGCUCCAGAAUUCGCAAAGAGAGGGGCUAAGUUAUUGGGUCUGUCCUGCAACGACGUUUUGUCCCAUGUUGAGUGGGUUAAGGACAUUGAAGCAUACAGCCCCGGAAGCAAGGUAACAUAUCCAAUUAUUGCAGAUCCUAACCGUCAGGUCCUGAAUCAACUAAACAUGGUGGAUCCAACUGAGAAAGAUUCCUCAGGGAACAGUCUUCCCUCCCGAGCUCUGCAUAUUGUGGGCGCUGAUAAGAAGAUCAAGCUGAGCUUCCUUUAUCCAGCAAGUACUGGAAGGAACAUGGAUGAAGUGAUCCGGGUGCUGGAUUCCCUGCAGAGGGCAGAAAAGCACAAGAUUGCUACUCCUGUGGAUUGGAAACCAGGAGAUCCGGUGGUAAUAUCCUCUAAUGUGUCGAAUGAAGAGGCCAAGAAGAUGUUUCCACAGGGAUACAAGACUGUUGACCUUCCUUCCAAGAAGGAAUAUCUACGUUUCACCUAUGUCGACUAGAAUAUAUCUCAGCCGGACGAUAUGAUACACUCUUAUCUAAGAAAUACUAUUGUAUAGUUUUUGCGUAGAUGUCAAGCACUUCCUCUCUUUGUUAGUAGCGGAGAUAAUAAUGUAUGUUUGGUAUGUAAAAUUUUUCUUAUAUAUGGAUGGACUAUUCGUGGCUCUUGUUCGAAUAAAAUAGAUUUGGAAUA